AUUUAUCUGUGGUUAUGAUCAUUUGCUUGCUUCACUGAUUCUAGCGAUUUCAAUUUCUGAAAACGAGUGUUAGUUUCCAAUUUUCACGAGUAUCUUCUCGUAGUUGGAAUCUAUUGGAUGGAAUUUAAGUUUAAUAAUAUGCAGAUGGGUCGCAUGGGUUCUCCGUCCGUCGGGAUGGACGAGGACAGCGGCGCGGGACAUGCCCUCAGCGAUUUUCUUUUGCAGCUCGAGAAUUACAAUCCUUCUAUUCCUGAUUCAGUCGUUGCUCAUUACCUGAAUAUGGCUGGUUUCGAGUCUCAAGACCCUAGGUUGGUUCGGCUGAUAGCCCUGGCUUCCCAAAAGUUCCUGUCAGACGUGGCCAAUGACGCACUACAACAUAGCAAGAUGCGCACCUCCAGUCAGGCCAGCUCGAGCUCCAAGAGCCAGAAGGGCCCGAAGGAGAAGAAGUACAUCAUGACGAUGGAGGACCUGGUGCCAGCGCUCCAGGAGUACGGCAUCGUGGCGCGCAAGCCGCACUACUACGUCUAGGGCUCCGUAUUACCAUAGAGAGAUAUAGUAAGACAAGAGUGCUCACUCCAUACAUAGAGAAAUAUAGCAAGACAAGGGUGCUCACUCCAUACAUAGAGAAUAAUUCCGCUACUCGAUGCUAGAUGUCGACUAUGAAAAUACUAAUAUUUUUGGUACCAAAACUGAUGUAUGGAGUGAGCACUCUUGUCUUACUAUAUUGCUCUAUGGUAUUAUUGUAUUGUACCAUCGCUCACACUGUUUACUUUCCAGAGGUGAACCUUAUUACAAAAGGCAUAAGGUCCACUGAUGGACAGAUAAGAGUGUGGGCGAUGGCAAGAGUCGGUCCAAGCUAACUCUGCAUGGCAUUUGCGAUGACAAUGUGUGGCUAUGUCAUCGUUAAUGUCAAAUUUCUAUGAAAAUAUGACGUUUAUAAUGACGCUCAGUCGUUUUGUCCUGUUCAAGUCGGUGCAAACUUAGCUUAGACGGCCUCUGGUGAUCAGGGGUCAUCCAUUAAUGACGUCACACCAAUUUCCAGGUUUUUUGACCCCUCCCCCCCCUUGUCACACUUGGUCACAUUUAGCAAACCCCUCCCCCUCUAGUGUGACGUCACAUUUUUUCUACGAAAUCGCCAAAUCGAAUUAAGUAAGUACCUAAGUAUUAUUAAUAUUUUAUCAAAAUAUUUUUGACGAUAUAAAUAUUAGUAAUUUUAUAACCCAAAACUCCUUAGGAAAGAAAAUUAAACGAUUAAAAACUAUUUUCGUUUUAAAAACUUGUUAUUUAAAUGUACAGCGAACUAAAUAAUUUAAAUAAAUUUUCGGUUACUGAUGAAGUUAAAGUGACGUCACAAAGUUUGUGUCUCCCCCCUCCCCCAUGUCACGAUAUGUCACAUUUUCUUGACCCCCUCCCCCAUGUCACAAUAUGUCAUAUUUUCUUGACCCCCUCCCACCCCCUAAACGUGUGACGUAAUAAAUGGAUGACCCCUCAGUUAUCUCGUUUAAUUUUCAUGGCAGUUGAGUUCAAUGAAUCAGUAGAGCUAAAUUCAACAAAUUGGUACAGUAGAACUCAGAGUUAAUUAAAAUCUAAAUAAUAAAAGAUAGAGUUUUGUUCGGAGUUCGUCAAUUGCGGGAAUUUUUCUGUCACUCUAUUUUCGUCUUAAUGAAAGUUAAAGAGAAAGAUCCCCGCAAUUCGCGAAUUUCGGUUUUUGCGGUUGACUCUUAGGUUAAUUUUUUUUCAACUGAGAUGAUUCAAAAUAAUAAAUUUAACCCUUUAUAAGGCAGAGGCGAUAUAUCGACCACAUACGCUCAAUCAGAAAUUCAACCAUACUGUUUUAAUAAUAGGGCUCAAAAUCGUUUGCAUUAAUUGAAUAUUCAACUUGCUUUUAAAAUAGAUUUUUGAAAUGUAGGCUUCUGAUAGCUGCAACAAAUUCUGCGAUAGCACGUCCCUGUCAACGGGCCUUAUAAAGGGUUAAUAAUAAAUAAAUUUUAUGGAAAUUAAUCGACAAUCCCACUUAAAAUUUUGUACCUUUUCCUUGAAUACCAAGAAAAUUAAACGAGAUGUUAUUAUAGAUAAUAUAGAUCAUUAAUCACUAGAUAAUAAUUAUUGAAAAUGGGGUAAUAAUUGUCAAAAACGUUAAACAGUUAAAGCUUAGUGCAGAUGGCGCUCGAGUGCAUUAGAGUCUAGUAUCGUGACAAUUAUUGGGAAAAAAACCGGGCAAGUGCGAGUCGGACUCGCGCACGAAGGGUUCCGUACCAUAAUGCAAAAAAAAACAAAAAAAAAGCAAAAAAGAAAACGGUCACCCAUCCAAGUACUGACCCCUCCCGACGUUGCUUAACUUUGGUCAAAAAUCACGUUUGUUGUAUGGGAGCCCCAUUUAAAUCUUUAUUUUAUUCUGUUUUUAGUAUUUGUUGUUAUAGCGGCAACAGAAAUACAUCAUCUGUGAAAAUUUCAACUGUCUAGCUAUCACGUUUCGUGAGAUACAGCCUGGUGACAGACGGACGGACGGACGGACGGACAGCGAAGUCUUAGUAAUAGGGUCCCGUUUUACCCUUUGGGUACGGAACCCUAAAAAACAGCCUUGAAUAUUUAAAUAAAACUACUUGGUUUUUGUUCUUUUAAGGUUCAGUAUAGGGUUCAAAUUCGCCAAAACAAAUGAUUAUACUUAUAAAUGUAACAUUUUAUAAAUAUACAGUGUUAUUAUCGCCUGGCUUUAAGUGGAAAAAGUGUUAAAAGUUGAACACCGAAAUUAAUUUUGAAAUAUUGAAAAAUUACUUAAAUGAUUAUCAAUUUAUUACAAAAAUGCCUUCAAGUAAAUACUACUGCCACUAGAAUAGAUGAUUACUUGCUGUAGUAUUUCGAUUUCGAAUAGUAUUUAAUAAAUAUAGCAGUGGAUAAUGUUCGAUUAAAAAAAAUACGGUGUUUUCCGCUUUUAAUCCGGUCGCCUAAUCUAAUAAUCCAUUGCGCGCGGCUGCCUCGCGAGCCAAAUGUUCGAUAGUUUGCCGCGCAAUAUGGAGACAGGCCUUAAUAUCCAACACUAAGAAAAACUAAAAAAAAUAGUUAUUUGUUUUACAAGGGGGCAAAGUUGUUGUUUAACCGCUCGUGCUAAUAUUGAUACCCGAGCAAGCGAAAGAUUCCAAAAUUGAACCACGAGCGUAGCGAGUGGUUCGAAAAAAUGGAAUCUUGAGCGUUGUGAGGGUUUUAAAGCACGAGGGUUAAACAAAAUUUGCCCCCGAGUGAAACACAAAAUUUUUCACCACACCAACCCGAAGCAAAUAUCAAACAAAAUCAAGCCAAAUCAAAUCCAAAUGAUUGUUAUUAAAUAUUUAUCAUCGAAAAUCAUCAUUUAAAAGUCAUUUCUACCAGCAAACAUAAGAAAACAACUCAAAAUUUGCAUUUGAUUACUUUGCCUCACAUGUGAAUAAAAUGCAACUUUGCUAUCCGUUUUUGAAGUGCAAAGUAAGCCUUUCCGAGCUGGUGUGGUAAAAAAAUAUUUAAAGUUGUACACUACUUUUUAUUUCAGGUUUUUUAUGACAUUUCUAGAUAAAAUGGCCCGUAUUAGCAGUCAUUGUAUUUACCAAGGAGUGCAAUAGGAAGCAAUAUUGUGUUGCCGUAUUCAAUGCUCAAUAUAUACCCAUGUUACAUGACAAUACAUACAUGUGACGUUCCACGAGUAAAGGUACCUUAUGGCGGUUGGCGCUUACGCUAUUAUUAAAGCCGCUCAAAUAUUAUUGCGGUGCUAUGCGACGUAACCGCCAGCCGCCAUAAGGUAUCUUUUGCCGUGGAAUGUCACGUAUGUAUGUUACUUGAGCAACUAAUUAAAAUACAUAAGCUUAGCAGAUAAGGAGAAAAUUAUUAAUAAACUCAAAACUUCCUUUUCAUUAAAAAAUCUUCAUUUCUUCACAUUAAUCUGCUAUCAUUUAAAUAAAUACCCUCGGCGAAUCUUCACUUUUUUAUAAAUACCAGUCUUAUUAUUAUAAGAACAGGGAUCGAUAGUUAAUAGGUCUCAAAUAGCAAUAAUAUUGUAAUAUUUUAGUUAUUAUUUAUGUGAAUGUACUAACUUAACACCAAUUAAGAAAUAAAACAAGGGAUAAACA
Molecule: messenger RNA, 4097 nt
Organism: Cydia fagiglandana
Lineage: Eukaryota; Metazoa; Arthropoda; Insecta; Lepidoptera; Tortricidae
Product: transcription initiation factor TFIID subunit 10-like
Exons: 3
Coding region: 118-528 (136 amino acids)
Biological process (GO): transcription initiation at RNA polymerase II promoter
Cellular component (GO): SAGA complex; nucleus; transcription factor TFIID complex
Molecular function (GO): RNA polymerase II general transcription initiation factor activity; promoter-specific chromatin binding
Source: RefSeq, a predicted model, not a curated record